Messenger RNA from Callorhinchus milii (elephant shark), 5784 nucleotides. It is a transcript of the gene frmpd4, whose product is annotated as FERM and PDZ domain containing 4. Bases 97 to 5325 code for a protein of 1742 amino acids. Lineage: Eukaryota; Metazoa; Chordata; Chondrichthyes; Chimaeriformes; Callorhinchidae. Gene Ontology annotation, molecular function: protein binding. Gene Ontology annotation, cellular component: cytoskeleton. The transcript has 17 exons. The record is from RefSeq and is a predicted model, not a curated record.
CAGAUAAGGACCCUGAGCCACAGAACCAAGUCCUUGGGCUGGUUACCUCCACCGUCGAACUGGAACUGUUCUCAGGGGCUCCCCUAUGGAUGGGAGAUGGCGGCAAAUAAAGAUGCCAGAGACUACUACAUCAAUCAUGUGACACAGACAAGCUUUGAAGACCCUCGACUUGAGGGAGGUCAGGUCAUCCCACCAGUCGCUCGGAAGAUCGAGAUGAAGCGAGAUCCUGUGUUGGGGUUUGGGUUUGUGGCAGGGAGCGAGAAGCCAGUCGUGGUGCGCUCCGUCACACCAGGUGGGCCCUCUGAAGGCAAGCUGAUACCAGGAGAUCAAAUAAUAAAGAUAAAUGAUGAACCUGUCAGCACAGCUCCCAGAGAGAGAGUCAUUGACCUUGUCAGGAGCUGCAAAGAAUCGAUUGUCCUGACUGUUGUUCAGCCAUACCCUUCUCCCAAGUCAGCCUUUAUCAGCGCUGCCAAGAAGGCAAGAUUGAAGUCCAAUCCUGUGAAGGUUCGUUUUUCUGAAGAGGUUAUCAUCAAUGGCCAGGUUCCGGACAUGAUCAAAGACAACUCACUGCUGUUCAUGCCGAAUGUACUGAAAGUUUAUCUUGAGAAUGGACAGACUAAAUCUUUCCGAUUUGAUAGUAGUACAACAAUGAAGGAUGUGAUUAUGACCCUUCAAGAGAAGCUGUCCAUCAAAUGCAUUGAGCACUUUUCCCUGAUGCUUGAACAGCGCACCGAAGGGGAUGUGACUAAACUCCUUUUGCUUCAUGACCAAGAGACCCUUACUCAGGUGACACAGAGGCCUGGAUCCCACAAGAUGAAAUGUCUCUUUAGAAUCAGCUUUGUCCCAAAGGAUCCAAUUGACCUUCUACGCAGAGAUGCAGUUGCUUUUGAAUAUUUAUAUGUUCAGAGUUGCAAUGAUGUGGUCCAUGAGAGGUUCGGACCUGAGCUAAAGUACGACAUAGCUCUCCGACUCGCUGCAUUACAGAUGUACGUUGCUACCGUCAGCACCAAGCAUUCCCAGAAAGUCUCUCUGAAAUACAUUGAGAAAGAAUGGGGCCUUGAAACCUUCCUUCCACCCAUGGUUUUACAAAGCAUGAAAGAAAAAAAUGUGAAGAAGGCACUUUCACACAUCUUGAAGGCCAACCAAAAUCUGGUUCCUCCAGGCAAAAAGUUUUCCGCACUACAGGCCAAGGUGCACUACUUAAAGUUUCUCAGCGAUCUGCGCUUAUAUGGAGGAAGAGUGUUCAAAGCAAAGCUCCUGCAAGGGGAGAAACACUCCGAAGUCACUCUGAUGGUGGGACCCCGAUAUGGAAUAAGCCACGUAAUAAACGCAAAGACAAACCUGGUGGCACUUCUGGCUGAUUUCAGCCAUGUUAACAGGAUUGAGAUGUUCUCUGAAGAGGAAAAUAACGUGAGAGUUGAAUUGAAUGUGCUGGAUGUCAAGCCCAUCAUUCUACUAAUGGAGUCAACGGAUGCAAUGAACCUUGCCUGUUUAACAGCUGGGUAUUACAGGUUACUGGUGGACUCACGUCGCUCCAUAUUUAAUAUGGCUUACGGCAAACACAGUCCAAACAGCGAAGCAGGCCCAGAAUACAGGAGUAAGCACAACAUACACAACUCGGAAUGGAAUUAUUUACCAAAGAGCUCAUGUCAUAUCCAUGCUAGAAAUCAGAAUGCGCAGGCAAUGUUUAUUAAGGAAACCAAGCAGAAAAAUGUUGAUUUCUCUGAGGACAUACUUUAUCACGAAGAUUCCAGGGGUGUUUUGAUAUCUGAAAUUUCACACAUGACUGAGCACGGUCACCAAGAGCCUGAAAGUGUAGAUAGCAUGGAAGCUGAAAACAAGAUUGUUAGCUCGCUGUCCUCUGGGAAAGAGCUGAGCAAAUCGGGGCAGAACAUUCAAAGAGGAGCAAAAGUAUCCUUUGUCUUUGAGGAUCACAUUGUCGCUGCUUUUAACCCAAGAAACCUUGGAUAUGAAAGAUUACUGGAUGACAGUCCCAACAAUUUAGACCAACAGGCAUCAAUGUACUUGCCCAACACUGCUGACAUUAGAUGUUCUGACUCACUGUUCUCGUUUCCGGGCAUGGAUGUAGAAAGCAUUGAAGCAAAUGUUGUAUAUGCAAACAUUAAUGACAGUCGAAUAUUUGGAAAUACAGAAGGCCUAGAAGAACCAUUGCUGCAUGACAUCUGUUAUUCAGAGACGACGGACGAUGCUGAGGAUGAUGAUGAGGCGAGCUGUGAGGAAGACAUCCUGGUGGGAGAGGCAGAAAAAACAAACCUGCUGAAUAUGUCUGGCUCCAGUGAUGACAUAAUUGAUUUAACGUCACUUCCUCCGCCCGGGGGUGACGAUGAUGAGGAAGAUGACUUUCUUCUUCACACACUGAAUAUAGCGAUAGCUGCUCCACCGCCUGGUUUCAGAGACAACAGCUCAGAUGAUGAAGAAGAUGGCCAGCAUCAGCCUGCACAACGUACACCAGAGACUGGCCAAACCAGAUGUUCUCCAAGUGAUGACAUCCCUGUGUCGUUGAUUGAUGCUGUCCCUACACAUUCUGAGGAGCAGAGUGGUGAGCAAGCACUGGACGAUGCAGUGGUUUCUACUUUGCAAGCACUGGAGGCGCUGGCUGCUUCUGAGGAGCAGUCCGUUCAACAAACAGAUGACAGUUCAGGUGUAGUGAUAUUAAGAGCUUAUAGUCCUGAGUCAUCAUCGGAUUCUGGCAAUGAAACAAACUCUUCUGAAAUGACUGAAAGCUCUGAGGUAGUCUCAGCACAGAAGCAUUCGGAGGGCUCCAUGCACAUGCUUGUGGCCACCAGUGAAGGCUAUCAGCAACUUCAAGAAGAGCAAACUGAAUUCCCAAUCUCCCAGAAUGAGACUGUAGUGCCUGGAUCUAAAAUGAUCCCAAAAGCCACACAUUCCAUGACCGGGCAACGAGUGAGCAACGCAAAGUCCAAAGUUGUGCCUUCCAAACAAAUUCUUCCCUCCGAGGAAAUCGAAAUGGAGCCAGAGACAAUGGAGACAAAAUCUGUAACCGAUUACUUCAGCAAACUGCAGAUGGGAUCUCUGGGGUACGCUUGCCCAAAUAAACAGAAAAACAAGGCAGGUGAUGUUCGCGGCAAGACAACCUUUGAUGGCAGUGCAUCAUUGAAGAAGCAAAACACAAACAGAAAGGCGGAAUUGGGUGACGACGUAUCAUCCCAAAGCAAAUAUAACACCAUGAUUACAAAAAGCAGUCAUCGCACAACCCCUUUCGAUUUAGAGAGCACCACCUUUCGUAGGGAAACCCAAAGGUGGUAUCAAGCUUCAAACGAAAAGAUGGCUGAUAAGCAUUUCCCAGGCUUAGUCAAUGGCAAACAUUUUCACAAAACCUGUGCACUUUCUAGAAGUGAACUGGAAGGGAAGGGAGCUGAUUCCAAGAUAGAUGAUGGCUGUGCCUUGGCCAGCACCUCAGGGCUUGGACACAAUGACGAUUAUCUCUCUGACACUAAGUACAUGGCUUUAGCCAAAGACCUGAAUGAUCCGGAAAGUGAUGACCUUUUCCCUGACGAUCACUCUUCAGAGCUUCCAGAGGCUGAGCAGAGCAUGGCUACACUGUGUGAAUACCACAUGACAAAACGAAUGUCCUCUUUCCAAAGCGAGGGCCAUUACUCUUUGCAGAGCUCCCAGUGUUCUUCGGUGGAUGCACCCUGCAGCACAGGCAGCAGUAUGUGUGCUACCCCAAUAGAUUCUCCCCACUGUACAUCUGAUAUUAAGCACAUAUUGUCAGAAUCUUCUCUAAAAGGCCUUGGCUACAUUUCAGAAGAUCACCGAACACAUUUGCUUCAAAACCAUGGAACAUCCUAUAAAGAUCUGCAUCCACAAGCUGAAGCUACGUGUCAUAGAAGAACAGCCCUUAACACGUAUGCACCAUCAAAUGCUGAGCCAGUAUUUGGUACCAUACGUGACGGGUGCCAUCGAGUACCCAAGAUUAAAGAAACCACAGCUUGCACAGAGCCUGAGCAAGGAGGAAGAGGAGGUGCAUCUUCAGCUCUCACUAAACAAUUCAAAGCCGACAGCAUUCCUCUGCCAUCAGACAUUUGCAAUGAUACAAAGGUGCCAAGUACAUGCCAAGAGUCCCAUGAUUUUCCCAAAGUAGAACAAGCGCAUGCAACAGCACUUAACUUAAAGGCUUGUGAUGUUAGUGGAGGAAGUUUUAGAGUUCCUCAGAGAAGGAAUGUGCUGAGGCGUUGCAGCAGCAAUGUUACACCUGGAGCGAGAAGCGUAGAAACCUUUUUAGAAAAAUCAAGGAGUUCUGCGGCAUUCCGAUACACUGAUCUCUCUGACGUUCCCAACCCUAAACCUAUACAGAAAAGAAUGGAACUUCCUCUGGGCAAGAGACUAUCAAAGAGUCACUCUCAAGGAUCAGUUAUAACUAGUUCAUCGUGCUGCUCCACUGCUACAGACAGUAAGGAGAUUCGAAGAUCAUCACAGAUCUUUUCAGUACAAAAGGAUUUCAGACCAAUUAAGCCGUUGCCCUUUCCGAAGGUAGAGACAAGUAACUGGAAGUGCCAUGGUCCUUUUACCUAUUGUUUCCUUAACAAAGACACUGAUGUCGAUGAUGAAGACGAUGGUUAUGGCAAGAAGGACCAAUUGUCUCAUUUGUAUCAGAAUCAGGUGUUGUCCAAUUCAUCACAGGUAAUCUGUGCAUCUUUGGGCACUGACAGUGCCAGCAAAGUCAUACAACCCAAUGUGGCUGCUGGAAAGACUGGCAGCAACAUUGAGCAGCAACACACUGACGUCAACUUUAAAGACAUGUCAUUCAAGAGCAAAAUUGCCAGAAUCAAUGCACUAAAGGACAAAGUAUUCACAUUGACAGAUGGAUUUCUUGUUGCUCAGAAAGAUGCCAAUGAACUAUUGUCUCUGCUGCAAUCAACCAUUGGUAAAAAGGAAAAUGCAAAACCAGAACCUUAUGAACUCCGAUUUAACCAAUAUAAACAGUUGUUGUCAAUUGAAUCAAGAGAGUUGGGAAGUGCUUGCAGGAAAAUUGCUGCCGCAGACAAAAGCCCAGAGGAAAUGCUCUCAGCUAUGACUUCUAGCUUCCAAGUACUGUGUUGUUUAACUGAAGCCUGCAUGCGAUUAAUUAAAGUAAUGAACUCCGAAACACAGCAACAGGAAAUUGUUGCUAAGGUAGACGAGGUUGUAAUGAACUAUGUUUGUCUCCUGAAGGCUGCAGAAGCCGCAUCAGAUGCAGCGCCCACUGACCCUAGCGUUAAAGUCUUAGCUCGACAUUCAGUUACCAUGACAGCUAUCGUAAGCACACUAACUCGUUCACUUAAAAUGCUUUUAAACAAAUAAAAUGCAAAUUGUACUUUAAAAAUGUACCCAUGUAAAGCCAUACAUAGAGUUUACUGUAAGCGUGGGUCCAUCACAUGGUCAAUAUGGACUGCUGUAAAAGAAACAUGCUUUUGUGUACAUUAUGUUUUCUAUGACCAGGCUGUGGGAUAUUAAUAUGUUAUACAGCUCAAUGCCCUAGAACAGACAUGUAAGUGAAACUCCUUUCCAAAUGACAAGGAAAUAUAGAAUGCAGUCAGUGGUAUAAAAUUAGUUAUUUUUCAUAUUGGUACCUGUGCUCCAGAAUGGUUUAGCGCCCCAACCAAGUGUGUCAAGACUUCCCCUAAUACUGCCACCAGAGGACUGCGAUACACUUCGAACAGUCACACAUGUGAUACUACAUCACUAUGUAAAUAUUAAAGUAUUAUCUAAAGUUUUAAAUUAUGCUUUUUAACCAACGCAAACAGUAUAAACAAUAAACAA